AUGACAAAGCUGGUGGAGCAGGCCAACCUCCACUUCAUCGCCACCGGGAAGGUCAAAGAGACUGGCCAGAUCAUCGCCACCAUGAGGGUUGUCACCCUACACACCCCCAAACUCUCUGUAGAGGUAUGUCAUAUAAUGCUACAUACCUCAAACUCUCUGUAGAGUUAGGUGAUAUAAUGCUACAUACCUCAAACUCUCUGUAGAGUUAGGUGAUAUAAUGCUACAUACCUCAAACUCUCUGUAGAGUUAGGUCAUAUAAUGCUACAUACCCCAAACUCUCCAUCCAACCAAUAUUCAACCAUUAAAUUAUAUUGGAUUAAAUCAAAUUACAUUCAAUAAAAAAAAAAAUAUAUUAAUCCACGAGGGGGGGGGGGGGGGGGGGGGGGGGGUACAUUUUUGCUGACACUCAUCUGAGGCUGAGAAUUUUUGUCGACCAUGUGAACUGACCAUGUGAUCUGACCUAGUUUGAUGGACUUUUUCCUGGUCUUGUCACCUGGUGGUAACUUUGUGCACAUCGUGGAAAGCACAAAAUGAAUCAAUUUGUACUGUAUAGAAAGUACACUGGAUUUUCCAAAUAUGCUGCAUUUCCCGAUCCUAGCUGGGUCUUCACAGCUAGGGUCAGGACUGUUCUAAACUGUCAUCUGCCUCCCUGUAGGUGUCUGGUCUGGCCAAGGUGAGUGAGGAGAUGAUGGUCACCGUGGAGUUCACCAACCCAUUCAAGUUUAACCUGGAGGAUGUGUAUGUUCGUGUGGAGGGGCCAGGAGUCAUGUCACCCAAGUAUAAAAAUUACAGGUGUGUGUGUGUGUGUGUGUGUGUGUGUGUGUGUGUGUGUGUGUGUGCACUCAUGUACUGUCUGUAUGUUUCUAUUCCAGUCUGAUCACGGCAGGCUCGUCCCUGACGUGGACGGAGGGUUUCACCCCCCGUAGGGAGGGGCCCACUAGGCUGAUGGCCAGUCUGGACUGUGCUGCCCUCAGACAGGUGUACGGACAGGCCCAGCUCACCGUCAAACCCUGA
Molecule: messenger RNA, 1014 nt
Organism: Coregonus sp. 'balchen'
Lineage: Eukaryota; Metazoa; Chordata; Actinopteri; Salmoniformes; Salmonidae
Source: the annotation of a GenBank genome assembly